Molecule: messenger RNA, 2479 nt
Organism: Notechis scutatus (mainland tiger snake)
Lineage: Eukaryota; Metazoa; Chordata; Lepidosauria; Squamata; Elapidae
Source: RefSeq, a predicted model, not a curated record
GUAAUUUUUCCUUUUGGCUAUACUGUUUUUGGUUUUUGUUCUAAGACUGAAUUUACAACACUAUGCCCAUUUUAAAAGUGCCAGUGCAUUAUAACUUUGGCAUUGUGUCCCGUGAUGAACACGAAAGGCUUCAUCACAGACUGGUGGCUCAAUAUAUGAAAAAAGAUUCAGCUGAUUUCAAGAGAAAACCACGUAGAAAUCCAUUUGAACUUACUGAAGAAUUCAUUGAGAAUUUCAAUAAUGCCUCAGAAACAGAAAGAAAGGAAGCAUUCAUAGAUCUGGCUAACAAAAUGCUUGUUAGAUGCAAGAGACGAUUGGGUCUCAAUGUAUUAGGUUGUGGGAAGUAUGUGAAUCUUCCAAUAGGAUGGACUGAGGCAAUAAUGUUAUCGCAGUGCAAAGGAGAAAUUAGUGAAGAAGCUCUUGAGAUUCUUGGAAUUUCAUUGGAUCAUGCCCCUAUUGCUCCAGAACACAUCAGUAUUUUAUUUUUUGUAGCGGAAUGCAUUUUGUAUAAACUCUGUUACGACGCAGCACAGAAACCAUAUCUAUUCUCAUGUGAAAUCAAAUUGUUGAAGCUUGGAUUUUUAGUCUUUUUAAGAAUACUUCUGCUAUAUUUAUUUGGUUACCAGAGGUUUUCCAAAGAACACAAAUUCAGGCUUCACACUGGCUUGAAAGCAUUAGCCGCAUGUGAAAUGUGCUAUCAACUUUACCCAAACAUCCUUUUUAUGGUGCAGUUUAUGCUGAAGGCUGGAGAAAUUAUCUGUGAAACAGCAGUGGUUUUUGAAUCACAAUUAGAAUCCCAGGAAAAUUUAGAAGAAAUGGAGGAAGAAACGCUUCAUGACACAGCAUUCACGACUGCCAGCUCAGCAGCUGAGUUAAAUUCCAAACAAAAGCGAUUCAGAAUUAAGCCAUUUCUUUGGCACAGCCUUCUUGUUUGGGUUUGUGUACAUAAUAGCACCUCUGAAAUAGAUGCAGUCCUCAUGCAUGUCCUAUUCUAUAAGGAACAGCUUCAUCAAAAAAACUGGUUGGAAUCAGUACUGGCCUUGAUGGUACUGGGAGAAAGUGCCAAAUUAAAUAUGUCAUGUCUGAAAGUUUUAAUGGACCUAGUGAAAUAUUUUAUUUCAAGCUCUGUGCCUCUUCAAAAACAGGAAAAAAAUAACAAGAAAAAGAUGUCAUGUUGGCACUGGCAAGUAGGAUACAUAUAUACAAAUAUCCUCAGAGAAAUCUGUUUGCAUGGCAUUAAUGCAGAAUUACAAAAAACCGCUUUUCUUGGAUUCUGUGACUGCGGAAAGGAACAUGAUAAUGACAAAGAAUUAAGAGGAGCAAAUUUUCUUGAUCUUUUGAACGUCUGCCUUCCAUUUGAUGAAUCCCUGAAUGAAGAGUGCGAAUACGUACCUGAAAUCCAGCGAUGGGUCAGCAUGGCCAGACAAGAAGACGUCCAAGAAAGAAGCGAAAGGGUGGCCUCUAGUGGAAACAAAAUGGCUGCCCCAGCCGGAAGGUUCCAGGAGGUUCCAAGGCGGAAAACAGGAGAAAUGAUAAAUCCACCCGAACAGCUCAAAGACCAACCAAUGACUGAGCUGCGCAGGUCCAGUCGCACCCACAAAAGCCCCACCUACUUGCGCGACUACGUUGAAGCCAAAGGUCAAAUAAACACUUGCUUUUCAUCAAAUUCUACCUAUCUCUUGUCAUCCCAAUGUAUUGGUUGGAGAGUCACUACUGCCAUGUGUCAUCACUUCCUGCCACCCAUUGGUCCUAAUAUCCCUUUGUCUCGUCUGCCUGAGAGGAAACCAGUAUUAUUGCCGCAUCAAAAAUUGGAGCCAGUGGUUACAGACAAGAAAACCAAACGCUUGUCUUUAAGGGAAGAACUUUUGCAAGCUGGUGUACCAAAAUAUCCAUAUCCUGAUUACCUUACACGUACUGAUAUGGAACUAAGGAGAAUCAUAAAUGCUCAGUGGGAAAGGGAAUUGCAAAUCAGGCUUCAGCUAGAAGAGAAACUCCAAGAAUUAGAGCUUCAAGCAAAGCAAAAAUUGGAAGAGGAACACUUCAGGCAAAUAAUGAUAUGGCGCCUAGAAAAGCUUCACAAGACAACCAAGCCGUAUGAACUGCCCUUUAAACAUAACGACACAAAAGCAACAGAAGCAAGCAGUAGCACUCAGCUGUCAGAUGUAUAACUGUCAGAAACAUGGAAACCAGCUGUGUAAGAAGAUAACUACACCUUAAAGGCAAAUAAAUGUAUUAAAGCUUCUUUUCCCCUAUCACACUCUUUUUUUUUUUUAGUUAAAGCUCUGCAAUACUGAGUAAUGAAGUGUGGAUAAGAAAGUGCUAAAGCCAUAAUUGCUGCUGUAUUCCUGAUUGCAGUUGCUUCUCCAACAGUUUUUCAUUGUGAUGUUCCACAUGUGUGUUUAUAAGAAUAAAAAUAUACCAGAAAUCCUAUGAGGGAAGUUAGGCCAGCUUGAGAGUGUUUUUGCAUAUAAACACAGAA